CCCCCCAGGCGGGUUCUGAUUGGGCGAUUCCCCCUCCUCCUCCUCCUCCAGCCCCGCCCCGGCUGCUCCCUGAGCUGGGCUUGGAAAGUGACCAGCGCUCCUCCGGGCGCAUCUCGUCCCGAAGCGCCGUUUCCAUCGGGAGCUCGGUGGGAACGGCGAGAAGGCGAAUCUUGGCGCCCAACCAGCCAGCCCCGUCCGAGAAAAAGGGGAGCGGAAGCCCCCCGGAAAGGCUGGGAAGCGGCGGCGAUGGGGGAUGGAGAGCCGGCGGGGCGGCUGAGGCUUCCCACGCGUUGGGAGAGGCGGCUGCUUCCUUUGCUUUAGAUUUGAACUCCGCGCUUGAACCGUCCGUGUUUUUUUUUUCCUUCCUUCCCUUUCUUUUCUUUUCUUUCCCUUCUUCCCCCCUCCUGGCCAGGGAAGUCCGUGGAAGCAUGCCUUGGACCCGGCGCUUGCUCGCCCUUCUCCUUCUCUUGGACCCGGCUUUUUGCAAUUACUCCGAGGAUCAGUGCAGUUGGAGGGGAAGUGGCCUGUCCCAAGAAGCUGGCAGCGUGGAACAGAUCUCCUUGCACUGCGCUGAGGGAUCCCUGGAAUGGCUGUAUCCAGCCGGAGCUUUGCGCCUCAGCCUGUCUCCCCGCCUGCCCACGGGCCCCGCCGGCAAAGAGAAACCGCAGCACGUCACCGCUUGCAUCAAGUCCUCCAGCAGCUUCCGGGGAGCCCAGAUUUACCUGGAACGGGACGGGGUCUUGGAACUGCUCCUCUCGGAGACGGAGGCGGCCCUGCAGCCCAAGGUGCGCUGCUUCAGGUGGCUGUCCGGAGAGAAAGUGGCCCUCUUCCUCCAGUCUACUCUGCACCAAGACAUCAGCCGUCGAAUCGCAGCAUUCCGGUACGAGUUGCGGGGCGAGUGGAAUGCCCACUUUUCCUGGCCCUGGAGGAACCUCAGCGUGGAAGAUGCAGGGACUUGCCGUCCGUGUAACAACACCGAAAUCCUGAUGGCGGUUUGCACAAGUGAUUUUGUUAUCCGUGGCAACAUCAAGUCCAUCUCCAAUGACAGGGAAGCCCAAGAAUCGAUCAUCGGUGUGAGCGCCACGCGGAUCCAUCGCCAGAAAUUUGCUCUGUUUCAACCAGUCGGCAAAUCUGGAAAAUCCACUGGCAACAUCCACACCCUCCUACGAUGUGGGGUGAAACCCGGCCCAGGAAGCUUUUUAUUCACCGGGUGGAUGCACUUUGCAGAGGCCUGGCUCACCUGCGCUCCCCGAUACAAAGACUUCAUCCGCAUCUAUGAGGAGGCGCGACAAGCUCACGAGAACCCCUGCGAAGUCUCGUUGGACUGACUUGAGACAAGACGAGCUCAGGAAGAAGGGGAGCCUCUGGGGCUGUGAUCAAGCCAGAAUCUGCCGUCCUCAUCUCGGCUGCGGGAGGAGAUCCUUGUCCUUAGAUCCAAGCAGGACAAGCUUUUUCCUUCCUCUGGAGACUAAACGGUUCUACCAACCCAUAACUCUGUCUCUGGUUGUCCACCAAUGAGUUGUCUUGGCAAAGUCUGAGAGGAACCUCGUGAGAUGUUCUCUGGUCAA
Messenger RNA from Thamnophis elegans (Western terrestrial garter snake), 1568 nucleotides. It is a transcript of the gene METRN, whose product is annotated as meteorin, glial cell differentiation regulator. Gene Ontology annotation, molecular function: hormone activity. Bases 429 to 1328 code for a protein of 299 amino acids. The transcript is spliced from 4 exons. Gene Ontology annotation, biological process: glial cell differentiation; positive regulation of axonogenesis. NCBI's taxonomy places the organism in Eukaryota, Metazoa, Chordata, Lepidosauria, Squamata, Natricidae. The record is from RefSeq and is a predicted model, not a curated record.